GUUUAUGUGGAGCUUGUGGUGUAGAGUCCCUGAGGCCGUGUGAGACGCGAGAAGGAAGCUGCACUGAGGUGAUGCAGCCCUGAGGUUUGGAAAGGAGAGGAUUGCCCGGCUGCCCUGUUCUUUGUAUCCUGCUGUGUUGCCAUCAUGCCUCAAACCCGAUCCCAGACACAGGCUACAAUCAGUUUUCCCAAAAAGAAGCUAUCUCGGACUUUGAACAAAACUAAAAACUCUAGUGUCACUAAACUAGAACCAGCAAAUGUCCAGGCUAUACCCUCUUCUCCUGGUGUAAAAAUUCUGCCUCUCAGCCCUAGAAAACGUCUGGGUGAUGACAACCUAUGCAAUACUCCCCAUUUAUCUCCCUGUUCUCCACCAAAGCAAGGCAAGAAAGAGAAUGGCCCCCCUCGUUCACAUACACCUAAGGGAAGGAGACUGGUAUUUGACAAUCAGCUGACAGUUAAGUCUCCUAGCAAAAGAGAACAAGCCAAAAUUUGUCAAAACAAAAUACUUCCCUCAGUUCAAAAAGAGCAGGAGAUCAUAACAAAUUCUGAACAGAAAUGUCCAUUGGAGAAAGACUCUGCACAUUUGAAACUAUUCAAGCAAGAAGGUACUUGCUACCAGCAAGCAAAGCUUGUCCUGAAUACAGCUGUCCCAGAUCGACUGCCUGCCAGAGAAAAGGAGAUAGAUGUCAUCAAGAAUUUCCUAAGGGAACACAUCUGUGGGAAAAAAGCUGGAAGUCUUUACCUUUCUGGUGCUCCUGGAACUGGAAAAACUGCCUGCUUAAGCCGAAUUCUGCAAGACCUCAAGAAGGAAGUAAAAAACUUUAAAACUAUCGUGCUGAAUUGUAUGUCCUUGAGGAAUGCCCAGGCUGUAUUCCCAGCUAUUGCUCAGGAGAUUUGUCAGGAAGAAGUAUCCAGGCCAGCUGGGAAGGACAUGAUGAAGAAAUUGGAAAAACAUAUGACUGCAGAGAAGGGCCCCAUGAUUGUGUUGGUGUUGGACGAGAUGGAUCAACUGGACAGCAAAGGGCAGGACGUAUUAUACACGCUAUUUGAAUGGCCAUGGCUGAGCAGUUCUCGAUUGGUGCUGAUUGGUAUUGCUAAUACCCUGGAUCUCACAGACAGAAUCCUGCCAAGGCUGGAAGCUAAAGAAAAAUGUAAGCCACAGCUGUUGCACUUCUCACCUUAUACCAGAAAUCAGAUAGCUGCUAUCUUGCAGGAUCGACUUAAUCAAGUGUCUGGAGAUCAGGUUCUGGACAAUGCUGCAGUUCAGUUCUGUGCCCGCAAAAUCUCUGCUGUUUCAGGAGAUGUUCGCAAAGCGCUAGAUGUUUGCAGGAGAGCUAUUGAAAUUGUAGAGUCGGAUGUCAAAAGCCAGACUAUUCUCAAACCACUGUCUGAAUGUAAAUCAUCCUCUCAGUCUCUGGUUCCUAAGCGUGUUGGUCUUACUCACAUAUCCCAAGUCAUUUCAGAAGUUGAUGGUAACAGGAUGACUUUGGGCCAAGAAGGAACCAAAGAUUCCUUCCCUCUCCAGCAGAAGAUCUUGGUCUGCUCUUUGCUGCUUUUGACCAAGCGGUUGAAAAUCAAAGAGGUCACUAUGGGAAAGUUAUAUGAAGCCUACAGUAACGUCUGUCGUAAACAGCAGGUGGCAGCUGUGGACCAGUCAGAGUGUUUGUCCCUCUCAGGGCUCUUAGAAUCCAGGGGCAUUUUAGGAUUAAAGAAAAACAAGGAAACCCGCUUUACAAAGGUGUCUUUGAAGAUUGAUGAAAAGGAAAUAGAGCAUGCUCUGAAAGACAGAGCUUUAAUUGGAAAUAUCUUAGCUACUGGAUUACCUUAAAUUCUUCUCUUACACCCCACCCGAAAGUAUUCAGCCGGCAUUUAGAGAGCUAUGGAGUCUUCAUUUUAGUACUUUAUACACUCAGCACUACAGGCCAUGGCCCCCCUGGCUGCCUAGCUGGAACCCAUCGAGGAGUGGCAUACCUUUUGGUACCCUGAAGACCAGCUUUGAACCUUCCCAGGAAAGUGACAGCUCACAGAACUGCUGAACCA
Molecule: messenger RNA, 2039 nt
Organism: Sciurus carolinensis (gray squirrel)
Lineage: Eukaryota; Metazoa; Chordata; Mammalia; Rodentia; Sciuridae
Gene: Cdc6
Product: cell division cycle 6
Exons: 13
Coding region: 145-1827 (560 amino acids)
Biological process (GO): DNA replication initiation; mitotic DNA replication checkpoint signaling; cell division
Cellular component (GO): nucleus
Molecular function (GO): ATP hydrolysis activity; DNA replication origin binding
Source: RefSeq, a predicted model, not a curated record